CGGUCGGAAACAGAGUGGGUUGGCGGAAAGAAGUGGAGACAAAUCACUUUUGAACAUGCUUUCGAGUUCGUGGCUCUGAGGGAAGAAACGGGAGAGCUAGUGAAGGGAAGGAGUUAUGUUGGCGCGUUACGCAGAGGCAUUGGGGUGACAGGACUCCGCAUGAGCAGAAGAAAUAGAGGGAAUCGAUAA
Cantharellus anzutake is the source of this 189-nucleotide messenger RNA. RefSeq lists its product as uncharacterized. The record is from RefSeq and is a predicted model, not a curated record. NCBI's taxonomy places the organism in Eukaryota, Fungi, Basidiomycota, Agaricomycetes, Cantharellales, Hydnaceae. The annotation marks the transcript as partial. The transcript has a single exon.